This is a messenger RNA of Marasmius oreades (fairy-ring Marasmius), 324 nucleotides long. RefSeq lists its product as uncharacterized. The record is from RefSeq and is a predicted model, not a curated record. The transcript has a single exon. NCBI's taxonomy places the organism in Eukaryota, Fungi, Basidiomycota, Agaricomycetes, Agaricales, Marasmiaceae. The coding region runs from base 1 to 324 and encodes 107 amino acids.
AUGGAUCCUCCGUUUUUACUUUUCUCAAAUGAAUGUUCCAUUCACUUCGUCGCAGAUGGACCAGGCGUUAUUUUUACGAGUGCACGAACUCCUCCUAACUCCGUGACGAGCACAGUGACGACCGCGGAGAUAGAAGACGAGGGGGUGGACACGAAGCCCGUGUCGUCGCCAGCACCGAUAGUCCUUGAGCUUGCAACGGUUGACGACGUUUUAGAGCCACAGAUUGGAACAGCGAUCCGCAAAUUCAUCGACGUCUUCUCGAACUGUCUUCGCUGCAUCAUCUCCUUUUUCAAAUCAAACAAUCAGGCAUUGACCGUCGCCUGA